AUGACGAGCGCGCGCGCGCGCGGUCUCGCCUCGAUCGCGUUCGCGUCCGUGUGCGCCGGUUUAGGCGUCCAAGGCGUCGCCGUCUCGCCGCACGCGCGCGCCGAGCCGUCGGUCGCGGCUGCGGAAGCCGCGCGGUUGUCGAAACGAAAAAUCAUCGUGGACGCGCGCGCGCGCACGUCCUGGGACUGGAACUGGGACGGGCGUUCGAGCGGUGGUGAUCCAACUCCAAGUGACUCCGUCGCGGCGUCCGCGGCGCCGACGAAAGUGUAUUGGCUCGUGCGACACGGCCAGGCGACGGAGGAGACGCCCGAAACCGACGCCGCGGCGGACGGCGAGCGCAAACUCACGGAUUUGGGUCGUAAACAAGCGAGCUUCACGGCGCGACGAUUGAAGGAACUCAUUCCGUCGACGGCGUCGGUGAAGAUGACGCACAGUACGAUGGUGAGGGCGAAGGAGACGGCGGAUAUCAUAGCAGCAGAGGCGUUUCCGAACGCGACGCGUAAAUCGAGCGAAUUGAUUCGCGAGGGCGCGCCCGUGCGUCCAGAACCGGACACUUGGAGGCAAGCUGAGCACGUGCACGUCACGGACGCUCCGCGAAUCGAGGCUGGAUUUCGCGAGACGUUCCACCGAGCGCCGUCGCCGUCGUCGGCGGCGACGAAGCCGCCGCCGCCAGAGCACGAAAUCGUCGUCUGUCACGGUAACGUCAUUCGGUACUCCGUUUUGCGCGCGCUUCAGCUUCCACCGGACGCGUGGUUGCGCAUCGGUCUGUACAACGGUUCGAUCACUCGGGUCGAGGUCCGCGGCGACGGCGGCGUUUCGCUGCGAUGUCUCGGCGACGCUGGAUAUAUGACGGCGGACAUGUUGACCCACAAUUAG
This is a messenger RNA of Ostreococcus lucimarinus CCE9901, 876 nucleotides long. RefSeq lists its product with no specific name. Gene Ontology annotation, cellular component: mitochondrion. The record is from RefSeq and is a predicted model, not a curated record. The coding region runs from base 1 to 876 and encodes 291 amino acids. NCBI's taxonomy places the organism in Eukaryota, Viridiplantae, Chlorophyta, Mamiellophyceae, Mamiellales, Bathycoccaceae. Gene Ontology annotation, biological process: positive regulation of mitochondrial fission. The transcript has a single exon.